AUGUCCAGCGGUGAGAUCGACCACCACGACACGAAGGACCGAGCUUCUUGCGUUGUUAUCGCCGUCACCCACACCGACGCCUACGAUGAGUCCAGCCACCAGCACGAGUCGUCAACUUCAGCCAACGUGGGCUACGUCAACCUCGCGUCGCCACAGGACUUCCACGCGAGCAAUACAAGACGCCGAGCGUCGUUCCGUGAUGCAGGAGACAGUACUCACUCACUUGAGUUACUCAGUACUUAUAGCACGGCCAGUGCGACGCCAGCUCAAGCUCGUCUUGCAGCCCGGAAAGCGCUUCGAUCUGCUCUGGAGACGCUGGAGACGCCACUCGCGUUUUUUAUCGACUGCCGCGUUAGUGCAGAAGAUGCGAGCUCCGAGCCAGCCCCUCCUGUCACGCUGGUGCUCAAGAUAUUUAUUGAAGACGACGCGGAUCUAGCGGGACGUGAGAGCUACGCGCUUUCGUGUUUGCAGCACGACGAGAUGUCGAGGGCUUUCGCUCCUCGGCUCUACGAUACGUCUCUGGAAUAUGAGCUUGUGCUGGGGAACGACAGUGAAGCGAUGAAGUUGAACUGCUGCGUUCUGGUGCUGGAGACUCCGAGCUGCACGACGCUGCGCGCCCACAUGGCUGCGUCUCGCGAGCCGCUAGUGCAGCAGAUUUCCCGUGUAGUGGCAGCUCUACGCGCUCUCCACGCUCGAGGUCUUGUCCAUGGAGCUCUACACGCCAACAGCCUCGUAGCGUGCUCGCCCGACGCUCGACUGAAGUUCUGGGGCCUCGAACACGCAUCCAGAGCUGGUCACAAGGUUCCGUGCCCCGAUCCGGACCUGCUCGAAACGUGGCAAUCGGAGUGCGUCGCCCCUGAAUUGGCUGCUCUCGCGUUAGAGGACAAGCACAGCUCACGCGCUGCCGCCUCGCUGGACGUCUGGAGUCUUGGAGUGAUGAUCCUCAAGAUGCACGUCCCCGGUCGGCAGUUGGAAGAGUUCCAGGGCUGUUCAGCACCUCACGAUGUAUUUGACCGUCUCGCCACCUCCGACCUCGAUAGUGAGCUGAGCAACACGUGCUACUUCCAGCGAUCCAUCGCCAAGUUCGUGCCGAGUGUUGACAUGAAGGACCUAUUGAGGCAGUGUCUUCAGCGCAAUCCCAUGUCGCGGCCGUCAGUUGACUCGAUCUCCAAGCACAAGAUCUUCCAGACCAAGGAGCGCGAGGUUUCACGGACCACGACAGUCAAGAGCGCGGUCGUGUCUCGAAUGCUCUCGGCUAUUAUCGAGGAGAAAGGCUCACAACGUCCGUCUGAGCCGGAGCCUUUGCCGCCCAGUUUGUGGCUGUUCCUGCCCCCCGUGGAGCUGGAGGUUGACCUGACGUACCGUGCCAGCUUUUACUCAGUGGAUCAGUGGGUUUCCAAGCUCAAGCGCCUACAACAACAAAGAGGAGAGGAGCUGCGGUUCCCGCUUGUCUUCAUGUGCGAGUCCUGCGAGGCCAACGCGGCGGUUCCGUGCAGUAUCACUACCUCCAACAAGUGUGGCGCGACGGUGACGACGUCCUUGCUGUCUCUGGUCAUGCCGCUGGUCCGAGAGACCAUGCUGUUCCUCGAAGCGCGCGCCAUCUUGUCCAACGGUCUCAGCGUGGGCGAGACCAGCGGACUGUUAGGACCCCAGCAAUGGGAAGAGCUGCGCACGUUCUACCAAGCGCUUGAACGCAUGGAGCUGGCCACGUUGAACCCGGUCAAUGAGGUGGAACUUGGCCCGAUGGAGCAGCAACUGAAGGCUCGAGACCCGGAGAAGGCUCAGCAGGUGCUGGACGUACUCACCGCGCUCAUUUUCUGCGAGGAGAAGCGCGAGUACGUGCGAAAUCUGCUGGACGCCUUGGUUGGUGAUGAGAAUCUGACAGCGUCUCGAGUGGAACGGAGUAGCUGGGCAGCAUUGCGGCGCUGUGAUCGAGUGCUGGAAAGCUCGACGAUUUCAGGUCGUACGCGGUGGCUAUGCAGUCACCACGCGCCGCAAGAGAGCUGA
Phytophthora sojae is the source of this 2007-nucleotide messenger RNA. RefSeq lists its product as hypothetical. The coding region runs from base 1 to 2007 and encodes 668 amino acids. Gene Ontology annotation, biological process: protein phosphorylation; intracellular signal transduction. The record is from RefSeq and is a predicted model, not a curated record. Gene Ontology annotation, molecular function: protein serine/threonine kinase activity; ATP binding. NCBI's taxonomy places the organism in Eukaryota, Oomycota, Peronosporomycetes, Peronosporales, Peronosporaceae. The transcript has 3 exons. Gene Ontology annotation, cellular component: cytoplasm.